AUGAAAGGCUUAUUUGACAUCGGGACGGCUAGUGCAACGGUACGUCGUCUGGUAUCAAUGAUUCGGGAAAAGCCUCUUGGUGAAGAGACGACCAACAUCGAGGAUGAACACUGGCCUGAAAAAGCGGUAAAAAGUUUGGUAAAGAAACUCAAAAAAUCAAAAGCUAUCGAUGAAUUGGAAAAAGCAAUUUCGAGUGAAGAUCCAAAUACUGAUUGUGUGUGUAUUCCACGGUCAUUGGAUGGCCGGUUACAGGUGUCACAACGUAAGUGUUUGCCUCAUGUUAUCUACUGUCGUAUGUGGCGUUAUCCAGAACUUGCUUCAUCUCAUCAGUUGAAAUCUGUUCCACAUUGUCGUUUUCCGUAUAGCAAGAAGCUGGAAUCAGUCUGUGUCAAUCCCUAUCACUAUGAAAGAAUCGAGAAUCCUCCACUUCCUGCUAUUCUUAUACCCCGAAAUGACAAUGGAAUUAGCAGCCUUUCCAAUGUUGGUGAUCUUUCAAAACCACUCCGAACUGUUUAUCCAGCAAUGGACACUAAUGAGAUGGUGACGCAAGGUGUCCCGAAUCGCACUGUAAUUGGUAGUGAACAGGCAGGAUGGCAGAAUAAUCUCAAUUCCUCAAUGCUUUCAUCACCAAAUAUAAACAGUCCUGUUGGAAUUAAUGCUAUCAGUAUUAUGCCACUAUCGCCCACUGAGAACACAAUGGAAAAUCGGUUAUUCCCUGCCAAUACUGAGGCAAUUUCUCCACGUGGAUAUAUGAGCGAAGAUUUGGAAAUGGACGAAGGUCAGAGCCCAGAUUCAUCACAAGUACUUUCACCGACAGCUAAUAAUUUGAAUUUAAUCGCCGUCGAAUAUUGUGAACCGCCGUUUUGGUGUUCCGUGUCAUACUAUGAGUUGUCAGAACGAGUUGGUGAAACGUUUCAUGCAUCACAACCAUCUUUGAUUGUUGACGGAUAUACAGCACCUUCUGACGCGGAACGUUUUUGCCUCGGUCAACUUUCCAAUGUUAACCGUACUGCUAGUGUCAUGGAAGCUCGAAAACAUAUCGGUCGCGGUGCUCGCUUCUAUUAUAUAGGAAGUGAGGUGUUCUGUGAAUGCUUAAGUGAUUCGGCUAUAUUUGUGCAAAGUCCAAAUUGUAAUCAGCGACAUGGUUGGCAUCCGGCUACGGUCUGUAAAAUCCCACCUAAUUGCAAUUUGAAAAUUUUUAACAACGCCGAAUUUGCUGCAUUACUAGCUGCAUCAGUUCCGCAAGGCUUCGAAGCUGUUUAUGCUCUUACUCGAAUGUGCACUAUUCGAGUAUCUUUCGUAAAAGGUUGGGGUGCGGAGUAUCGUCGUCAAACGAUCACCGCUACGCCAUGUUGGGUCGAAGCUUAUCUUAAUGGUCCAUUACAAUGGCUGGAUAGUGUUUUGAAGCAAAUGGGCAGUCCACCAAAUCGAUGCACAAGCUUCACCUAG
Messenger RNA from Cercopithifilaria johnstoni, 1449 nucleotides. The record is from the annotation of a GenBank genome assembly. Lineage: Eukaryota; Metazoa; Nematoda; Chromadorea; Rhabditida; Onchocercidae.